Molecule: messenger RNA, 814 nt
Organism: Capsicum annuum
Lineage: Eukaryota; Viridiplantae; Streptophyta; Magnoliopsida; Solanales; Solanaceae
Product: non-specific lipid-transfer protein 2
Exons: 2
Coding region: 106-450 (114 amino acids)
Biological process (GO): lipid transport
Cellular component (GO): membrane
Molecular function (GO): lipid binding
Source: RefSeq, a predicted model, not a curated record
GUCUCAGCAGUUUUUUCACCCAACACUCAAGCAAAACAUUUGUGGUAUCCUCAAUCCACUACUCUCCUCCUCUUUAUUGUUUUAUCUUUCUUAGUUUAUAUAACAAUGAACAAGGUUGGCAAGAUUGCAUGCUUCGUGCUUUUUUGCAUGAUGGUGGUUGCACCCCAUGCAGAGGCACUGACAUGCAGUCAGGUCACAAGUGGCGUGGCUCCUUGCCUCCCUUAUUUGACGGGUCGUGGCCCUCUCGGAGGCUGCUGUGUUGGUAUUAAGGGUCUGUUGGGUGCAGCCAAGACUCCAGCGGACCGGAAGACAGCCUGUACUUGCCUGAAAUCAGCCGCUAAUGCUAUUAAGGGCAUUGAUGCGGCCAAAGCUGCUGGUCUCCCUGCUGCUUGUGGCGUCAACAUCCCUUACAAAAUCAGCCCCUCCACUGACUGCUCCAAGGUUCAGUAAGGCUGAUACAGUCAUCACAAUUUAAUAUCAAGAUGUGGAGAAGAAUAAGAUGCAUGGAUGAAGUGUGAUCCUGCAUAUCGAUCCAUUAUAUUCUAUGUUUUAUCAGUUGUCUCUAUCUCUUUUAUUUGUCUUUUGGAGUCAUAGUCGUCGAGCUUUUAUUGAAACUUUGGUGGUUAGUUGUGGUUGUAUUGCAACCCAAUUUUGAUAAUAGAUGUUCUAUCAUCUCAGCGUCGUGACCUUCUCUUGAAUUUUCAGGCCACUUGAAUUUUCAAAAGAACCUCUGUCGCUCUAUCCAUGCAGGGGCAGAGAACCCGUUAGUUCAAUGUCUCCACGAUUUCUUUCACUUUAUUCUCUUCUUUUUCAA